Molecule: messenger RNA, 2045 nt
Organism: Punica granatum (pomegranate)
Lineage: Eukaryota; Viridiplantae; Streptophyta; Magnoliopsida; Myrtales; Lythraceae
Source: RefSeq, a predicted model, not a curated record
AACAAAUGUUUAGAAGUGGAAGAGAGCUCUCUCUCUCUACGGUGCUUUCCGCAAUGUGCAACUGCGAAGUGUAAGAUUUUCUUUCACCAUUAACAUGCCCUUCUCUUCUUGCUCUUCUUCUUCUUCAUUCCCCAUUCCUCAGCCUCCACAUGGCGAAUCGCAAUAACCCAACUUCCCAGGACAAGCGGAAUGGCAGCAAAGGCAACAGCUACUUCACCAUCACCACCUUCCUCCUCAUCUCCCUCUUUCUCUUCUCCAUCUUCUUCUUCAACCGCCGCUCCCUUGAGCCCUCUCUCUCCCUCUACCGCAACCUCCUCUUCUCCGCCGGCGGUGGCCUCGACCCAAAACCCCCCGAUGAAGACUCAGAAAGGGCCAACCUCCCACCACCGGCUGAUCCGGGUGCCAGCUCGGGGGUAGGGGCAGAGACGGAGACCCCUUCGGAGGAUAAUCGCAGCUCAAUCACCGGAAAUGGUGAUAUGAAUGUGGAGAAAUCCAAGAUUAGUGAUGGACUAGAUUCCAACAAAUCCGAUGAUUUGGACGGAGCUAGCUUGUCGAACGACUCGCCUCAGGCUAAUUUGCCAACGGCGACGGAGAGCCCCGAUGGAGUAACAGAGACCCUUGUGAAAGAGAACCAAAGCUUUGUCCCUGGAAAUGAAUCUGGUCUCUCCAGUCCCUUAUUUGAUGUGCCAGGCGACUCAGGAAUGGAUUCGAAGAUUGUAGAUGAGGUAGCAGAGAGGCUAAAGGGCUGUGACUUUUAUAUGGGAAAAUGGGUGAGGGAUGAAGAGUACCCAAUAUAUAAAGCAGGGUCUUGCCCCUAUGUGGAUGAAGCUUUCGAUUGCCAAAAUAAUGGAAGGCCCGAUUCCGAGUAUCUGAAAUGGAGGUGGAAGCCAGAUGGCUGUGAUCUUCCAAGGUUUAAUGCGACAGACUUCUUGGUGAGGCUGAGGGGUAAGAGGCUGAUGCUUGUGGGUGAUUCCAUGAACCGAAACCAGUUUGAGUCGAUCCUCUGUCUCCUCCGUGAAGGCUUGCCUGAUAAAAGCAGAAUGUUUGAGACACAUGGCUAUAGAAUAACCAAAGGCAGAGGUUAUUUCAUGUUCAAGUUUGCGGAUUACAAUUGUACAGUUGAAUUUGUUAGAUCACAUUUCCUUGUAAGGGAAGGGAUCCGAAUAAAUGGGCAGGGGAACUCAAACCCGACUUUGUCAAUCGAUAGAAUUGACAAAACAGCAAAUAAGUGGAAACGGGCAGAUAUUCUUGUUUUUAACACCGGACACUGGUGGACUCAUGGAAAGACUGCUCGAGGGAAAAAUUACUAUAAAGAAGGCAACUACAUCUAUCCAAAGUUUGAUUCAGUAGAGGCCUACAGAAGGGCUCUCACGACGUGGGCAAAAUGGAUAAAAGAUAAUAUCAAACCAUCGAGGCAGUUGGUCUUCUAUCGAGGAUACUCUUCUGCUCAUUUCAGAGGAGGAGAUUGGGAUUCAGGGGGUACAUGUAAUGGAGAGAGGGAACCUAUCCUCAAUGGGACUUUCCUCGACAACUAUCCUCAGAAAAUGCAAAUAGUCGAGGAUGUGAUCAGAGAGACGAGAGUUCCAGUUGUGCUUCUCAAUGUCACAAGGCUGACGAAUUUCCGGAAAGACGGGCACCCAUCGAUUUAUGGGAAGAAUGUGACGGAGCGGAGGAAGGUCUCGAGAAGGAAGCAGGACUGUAGCCACUGGUGCCUUCCCGGAGUUCCUGAUGCCUGGAACGAGCUCAUUUAUGCUCAGCUUGUUUUACAGAAUGGUCUUUCCACUAGGUAUAGUUAAUUGAAAGUUUUGGGAGAUGGUCAUAACUGAACCACUGUACCUACUAUAUCAUACUACUUGCUCAUACCCCUGAUAGGGAAGACAAGCAGGACUGGAGGAAUUCUUCUUCUUCUUCUUUUUUUUCCUUUUUUUUUUGUUGUUGUUCUAAUUCAUUUAUUUUUGGGUAAAUUCAUGAGAUGUCCUCAGCGUCUUGACUGACAGAAAUUCAUUUUGUAAAGGUAACACUCCAUUACGGCAUGUUAUCUCUAA